Lichtheimia ornata is the source of this 282-nucleotide messenger RNA. RefSeq lists its product as uncharacterized. Lineage: Eukaryota; Fungi; Mucoromycota; Mucoromycetes; Mucorales; Lichtheimiaceae. Bases 1 to 282 code for a protein of 93 amino acids. The record is from RefSeq and is a predicted model, not a curated record. The transcript is spliced from 2 exons.
AUGCCUGCUGCUGGAACAUUCUUUACUCUUGGUGCUGUUGGUGCUGCAGGUGCUGCACUCUACAUGAACAAACGCCGGAAUUCAGUGGAAGCUGGCAAUCAACAAAGCAAUUCAAAUGAUAUGUCACCUCACGCCAUGGCUCGUCGGCGGUCAAGCGGCCUUGUCCAAAAUGAUUUAUACGAAGCCAGAAAACAAGCCGAACAUCACUGGCGACGCCAAUACGGUGCUAACUUUAGCCAUAACUCGCACCCAAGCUUUCCCAUGAUGCAAAACACCAAAUAA